ACGACCGGCGUCCCGGAAGUGCCCCAACCACCGGGCCGAGGAGGGAAGGAGCGGGACGGGGAGGCGCCCCGGAAGUGCGAAGGAGGCGGGACCUCGGCCGGGCCAGAUCCCAGUGGAGAAAGAAGCCGCUGACCAUGUUUCACUUCUUCCGGAAGACUCCCGAGCCCAAGAAGGUGCCGGUGGUGGAGAGAGAAGCCGAUGGAUUCGUCCUUCUGGGUGACACAGCAAAUGAGCAGAAAGCCGUACCACAAGAUGGCCCCUCAGAAGAGGCCAAGCAGCCUUCCGAGGUAAGAGGGGCCCCUUCUCGGCUGGCCUUUGGCAACGAGCCUUCUCAGAAGGCAGACGUGGGAGACCAGCCCUGUGGCAGUGGGUCGGACCCUCCAAAGGCCGUGGAAGACCAGACCUUGGAGAACAACACCCUGGCAUCCGAGCUUCUCAGGGACGUGCCCUUCACCCUGGCGCCCCAUGUGUUGGCGGUGCAGGGCACCAUCAGCGACCUCCCAAACCACUUGCUGACCUCUGCCCUGAAUGACAACUUGUCUCGGUUCUGGUAUGAUUUUACUCUGGAAAAUUCUGUGCUCUGCAACCCGUAGUGGGCCUUGGGGGCGUCUGGCUCGCCCCAGCGGAAUGCUCGUGUCCGACCUUGUUGCUUAAGUGUUUGCGUGUCAUGAUUCUCGCUCGAGGACCUUCAGGAAUCACCCAUUUCAUCGGCAUUUAUGUUGUCGCCUUGUUUAGGAGCUGGAGACAUUGAUAUCCAGACGCAGGCUCAGUUCUCCGCCCCCUCCCCUUGUAAGAAAGGGGACUUGAAAUCACUCCUCAGUGUUUGAGAAAAGCUCAAUGGGAAAUUCGCCACCUGAAUGUAGCGCCUCCGAUUUGUUCUGGAGAAGCUGCGACACGUGACAUCCUGGUGACCAACACACUACAGGGCUCAUGGCUGGGAGAGGGAAGGGUGGGUUCACCUCAGUGUCCACAGGCCCAGGGCUGGGCUGGGGCUGGGCUUGGAGGCCCACCCUUCCUCCCUGCGGGGAAGGCUGGCUGACUUGGGCCCACCUGCCUUUUUUCUUUGCCUUCACACCCCUCGGUGUCUCUCUCACCUUCCUUCUUCCUCUGUCCUUUCUGUCACUGGCUUUGCUUUUUCAAGGACUUUUUCGCUGACACUUCCCUGUGUGUGAGAGCGCUAGACCUAGAGUCAGGAAAACCUGAGUUUGAAUCUGGCCCUACAUACUCGCUUUGCUGUAUGACCCUGGACAAGUCAUUGGCCCUCUGCCUUUCUCCAUUCUCUCAUCUCUCAAAUGGAGAGAACAAUAGCCCUUGCUCCCAGGUUGUUCUGGGCAUUCAGUAAGAGACUCUGCACUAAGCGAUUUGCAGACAGAGCGCUGCCUCAGCGCUAGUAGACGUUGUUCCUGUUAUUGUUGUCGUCACCACCACACAUCCCCAGGUUAUGUAUGGAUCAGCUGGUUUGGGUCAGCCUCCAUCUUGAUCAUCAGCCGUCAACCAGGACGACCGCGCUGGGCACGGGGCAGACAGGAACCCCAGGAGACUGUUUGUUGUUCAACUGUGCAAACCUCCAGUGGACCUCCACCUGUGCCACAGCAUGGCCCUCUUAGGCCAGCGGCUGCUUGGGCAGGGAGAGAAGACUUCUGGGAGAUGUGCCCCUGUCAUGGAUGCGCAUGGGUGCAUCAGAAGCGAGGCGUCCUGCCAGACAUAAGACUGCCCAGAGAGGCGCCUGUACUUCACGUGGCACCUCUGGUUCACGUGGACUUGCUGGGAGAGGGCGGCAGGCAGGCUGGAUGUUUGUACACGCACAAGGGAGUGGCAUUAUUUUGUUAAAACUGAGCCCUGAGGAUGUGACCGGAAAGGACCUGGCUUACUAUUUAUAUCAGCAGCAGAAAGCAUUAUUUUUAUAAUGUCCUGGUCUCACAUGCCCCAAUAGAUCUAUUUUUACACUUUAACCAGUUCUCCUGAAUGUUUUGUCAGAUUUUAUCUAAAACACUCAUGCAUUUCGUCCCUCUCUGCUAUGUUGUGAAUUUGCUAUUAUUUGCAGCAAACAUUUACGAUUCUAUUUAAGUAAAUGAGAAUUAAAAUAUGGAGCAUUAAGA
Messenger RNA from Dromiciops gliroides (monito del monte), 2099 nucleotides. RefSeq names its product UBAP1-MVB12-associated (UMA) domain containing 1 (gene UMAD1). Bases 135 to 593 code for a protein of 152 amino acids. NCBI's taxonomy places the organism in Eukaryota, Metazoa, Chordata, Mammalia, Microbiotheria, Microbiotheriidae. The record is from RefSeq and is a predicted model, not a curated record. The transcript has 4 exons.